Rotaria sp. Silwood1 is the source of this 777-nucleotide messenger RNA. Lineage: Eukaryota; Metazoa; Rotifera; Eurotatoria; Philodinida; Philodinidae. The record is from the annotation of a GenBank genome assembly.
AUGUCAAACCGAGUCAAUAUUCGAACUGUUACCGGAAAUAAACAUAGUCCAUUACUACCAAGUAAAUUUCAACGUGUACAAAAUCGAGCUGCAGCUAUCUGGGAUGCAUGGAAUGAAGAUGGACGUGGUCUCGCUUUGGAAUUGGUGGCUCAUCUACACAGAAUUUCAGCCGAACAAAUCUAUUAUGAUAUUUAUGGAAAUCCAUCAGAUGUUGAUAAACGAUUUGGUAUUGAAGAUUCGACGAAAUUGGAACGGACUCUGCACGUAUGUCUGAAAGAAAUUGAGCAAGGAAUUGAUUCAUCCUUAGUAGCUGUUGCUAACCAUGUACCGUUUUAUCUGAUACAUCAACUUCAAGAUCCAAGGGAUAUCAAAACAUUGGCUAAUGACUUUCUUCGAAAAAUGAACAACAAACUCGAAGAAGUUCAACAGAAACAUCGUCAGCAGUUGUUUGAAUCUAUCGAUCGUAUGGUCAAACAAAAUAAUCACUCUGAAUCAUUAACAAUUUCUACUAAUGAUCAACAAACAAUUAAUAAACAUUCAAUGCGACCAUAUCACCGAACGUCAAUAUCUUCAGUUUCGGAUUUGAUGAAUUGGAGUUGUUUAAACCAACAUGGUAUUGGUCUUGAAAAUUGUGGACGAAAAAAAAGUCAACAAAAUAUAUGUUAUUUGAAUGCCAUAAUUCAAUGUUUAGCUAAUACUGCUCCAUUUGCACAAUGGUUACUUCGUGAUGCUAAUAAUGAUCAAUGUACGUAUGUUUUCCAUGAAAGAAGUUGUUAA